Erpetoichthys calabaricus (reedfish) is the source of this 6591-nucleotide messenger RNA. It is a transcript of the gene slc35c1, whose product is annotated as solute carrier family 35 member C1. The transcript is spliced from 2 exons. Bases 221 to 1303 code for a protein of 360 amino acids. Gene Ontology annotation, biological process: GDP-fucose import into Golgi lumen; protein O-linked glycosylation via fucose. The record is from RefSeq and is a predicted model, not a curated record. Lineage: Eukaryota; Metazoa; Chordata; Cladistia; Polypteriformes; Polypteridae. Gene Ontology annotation, molecular function: antiporter activity. Gene Ontology annotation, cellular component: Golgi apparatus.
GUGUUAAAAAAUGCGGAACUAUAGAGAUACCUAUAGUCGGCGGGUUCUUUAACCCGGACACCAUCCCGGAAGUCACCGGCAAAAGUGUUGUUUUUAUGAACCUUACCAAGAACCAACGUAGGAAGUGUGAGUGACGCCUAGCGUUUUUUUUGGAAGUCACACCUGUGUCACACCUCUGCUUUUUUUCUUUUUAACCUGCUGCUGCUUCCUUGUCGCCCAUAUGAAUCGGACUCAACUGAAGCGAUCUCGCAUUCUGAAAAUGGCUCUUGUAGGUUCGGGGGACCAGGAGGAAACGACAGAGCCCUUCUUGAAGAGGGCGACCAGGAUAGCUGUUGUCGUGGUACUCUAUUGGUUUGUCUCUAUUACCAUGGUUUUCCUGAAUAAAUAUCUGCUGGACAGCAAUGAUCUAAAGUUUAACGCGCCUCUCUUCGUGACUUUUUAUCAGUGCCUGGUGACUGUGCUGCUCUGUUGGUUGCUCAGCGGUGCCUCCAGACUGUGUCCUGGAGCCGUGGACUUUCCUACCCUAAAGUUUGACCCAAAGCUUUCCAGAGGGGUACUUCCUUUGUCAGUGGUCUUCAUUGGCAUGAUAACCUUUAACAACCUUUGCUUAAAAUAUGUUGGAGUCGCAUUUUACAACGUUGGUCGUUCGCUCACCACGGUCUUCAAUGUUGUUUUCUCCUAUGUCAUUCUUAAGCAGACGACGUCUUUUGGUGCUUUGUUGUGCUGCGGGGUCAUAAUUGGUGGUUUUUUGCUAGGUGUGGAUCAAGAGGAGGCAGAAGGAUCCAUCUCAUGGAUAGGGAUAUUGUAUGGUAUCUUUGCUAGCCUUUGUGUAUCUCUUAAUGCAAUCUACACAAAGAUGGUUUUGCCAGUGGUAGAUGGUAACAUUUGGCGACUGACCUACUACAAUAACAUAAAUGCAAGUUUGCUUUUCAUUCCUUUAUUAGUCAUAUUUGGAGAAUUUCGGACUGUAUACUACUUUGAGAAUCUGUUCAGCAUGAAUUUUUGGAAUAUGAUGACAUUAAGUGGAAUCUUUGGUUUUGCCAUUGGUUACGUUACCGGACUUCAGAUCAAAUUCACCAGUCCCCUCACUCAUAAUGUAUCUGGCACUGCAAAGGCCUGUGCACAAACGAUCCUAGCAGUAAUCUAUUAUGAUGAGGUUAAGAGCUUUUUAUGGUGGACAAGUAAUAUCAUGGUAAUAGGUGGCUCCUUUGCAUAUACUUGGGUUAAAGGAUUAGAAAUGAAGAAGUCUCAAGAGGAACCAGAGUCAAAGACUAGUGCUACAAAAAAUAUUUCUGGUGUAUGAAGAGCACUAUGUGAUUAUGAAAUAUAACAAACACAGGAUUUUCUCUUUUGUGAAAGUAAAGUGAAUGUUUUCCACGCCAAAACUGUUAAAAUUUCUUCUUUUUGCCUUAAAACUAUUUUGAUCAUUUUGACACAACCUUCAUGUUUUAUGAAUAAAUUAUAAUGCUUUUUAAUUUUCUCCAAUACACUUACAUGGAGUUUCAAAUGAAUUAUUAAAUAUAAAUAUAUAUAUUUUAUACAAUUUUUUAGGCCUUUUCCAUUUUAGUCAUGGAGUAGCUCUUUAGGAAUGAAAAAACAAAACAAAUUUUAAAGUACUUAAUUUCAGAAAAGCAGUGGAUGAUGGGUAUUCAUUCACAUAAUUUCUGUUAAUCGAUUGUCUCCCUUAAUUCUCAGGUAAUGUGUUUCUAACCCAUUUCAAUGCUACACUGAGUGCUGGUUUCAGAAUGAGGAUUAUUUUAUUGCACAUAAGUUUUAACACUUCUAGCUUUCUUGCAUUUGUCUAAAUGAUUUUUAUUUUUUCCUCUUUACUUAAUUGCACUUCAGGUUUCACAACUUCAAACACAUCCAAAAAGACGGGCCUUAACAAGUGGGCAAAAGAGAAAUUGCGUGUUUCUGUGAAAUAAAAUUGUUCACAAGUUUUCCAUUUCAUCACUUGGGAAAGCAAAACGGGCUGUGGGGUUCUUUUUCAGUGCAUAUUAUAGUAUAUAAAGAAGUCAAGAAAUUCAGCAAUAUGGUUUGUUAUGGUGUGAAAUCUGCCUGAUUAAAAGAAGGCACAGGCAGUAUGUCUUAGUAGCUGAAGCCUAAAAUCUAACGUAGUCCUCCCUCUGUUCUUGUAACAAGUCCAUGCUCCAUCCAUCCAUCCUCUUCCGCUUAUCCGAGGUCAGGUUGCGGGGGCAGCAGCUUGAGCAGAGAUGCCCAGACUUCCCUCUCCCCAGCCACUUCUUCUAGCUCUUCCGGGAGAAUCCCAAGGCGUUCCCAGGCCAGCCGAGAGACAUAGUCCCUCCAGCGUGUCCUGGGUCUUCCCCGGGGCCUCCUCCCGGUUAGACGUGCCCGGAACACCUCACCAGGGAGGCGUCCAGGAGGCAUCCUGAUCAGAUGCCCGAGCCACCUCAUCUGACUCCUCUCGAUGAGGAGGAGCAGCAGCUCUACUCUGAGCCCCUCCUGGAUGACUGAGCUUCUCACCCUAUCUUUAAGGGAAAGCCCAGACACCCUGCGGAGGAAAUUCAUUUCAGCCGCUUGUAUUUGCGAUCUCGUUCUUUCAGUCACUACCCAUGACCAUAGCUGAGGUAAACUGAGAGCUUCGCCUUGCGGCUCAGCUCCUUUUUCACCACGACAGACCGAUGCAGAGCCCGCAUUACUGUGGAUGCCGCACCGAUCCACCUGUCGAUCUCACGCUCCAUUCUUCCCUCACUCGUGAACAAGACCCCGAGAUACUUGAACUCCUCCACUUCGGGUAGGAUCUCGCCACCAACCCUGAGAGGGCAAUCCAUCUUUUUCUGGCUGAGGACCAUGGUCUCGGAUUUGGAGGUGCUGAUUCCCAUCCCAGCCGCUUCACACUCGGCUACGAAUCGAUCCAGAGAGAGCUGAAGAUCACGGCCUGAUGAAGCAAACAGGACAACAUCAUCUGCAAAAAGCAGUGACCCAAUCCUGAGUCCACCAAACCGGACCCCCUCAACGUCCUGGCUGCGCCUAGAAAUUCUGUCCAUAAAAGUUAUGAACAGAAUCGGUGACAAAGGGCAGCCCUGACGGAGUCCAACUCUCACUGGAAAUGGUUUCGACUUACUGCCGGCAAUGCGGACCAAGCUCUGGCACCGAUCGUACAGGGACCGAACAGCCCUUAUCAGGGGGUCCGGUACCCCAUACUCUCGGAGUACCCCCACAGGAUUCCCUGAGGGACACGGUCGAAUGCCUUUUCCAAGUCCACAAAACACAUGUAGACUGGUUGGGCAAACUCCCAUGCACCCUCCAGGACCCUGCUAAGGGUGUAGAGCUGGUCCACUGUUCCGCGACCAGGACGAAAACCACACUGUUCCUCCUGAAUCUGAGGUUCGACUAUCUGACGGACCCCCAAAUAGACUUUUCCAGGGAGGCUGAGGAGUGUGAUCCCUCUGUAGUUGGAACACACCCUCCGGUCCCCUUUCUUAAAGAGGGGGACCACCACCCCGGUCUGCCAAUCCAGAGGCACUGUCCCUGAUGUCCAUGCGAUGUUGCAGAGGCAUGUCAACCAAGACAGUCCUACAACAUCCAGAGCCUUGAGGAACUCCGGGUGUAUCUCAUCCACCCCCGGGGCCCUGCCACCAAGGAGUUUUUUGACCACCUCGGUGACCUCAGUCCCAGAGAUGGGGGAGCCCACCUCUGAGUCCCCAGGCUCUGCUUCCUCAUUGGAAGGCAUGUUAGUGGGAUUGAGGAGGUCUUCGAAGUACUCCCCCCACCGACCCGAGUCGAGGUCAGCAGUGCACCAUCACCACCAUAUACAGUGUUGACACUGCACUGCUUCCCUCUUCUGAGACGUUCUCCAUGGCCUCCCCAAACUCCUCCCACGCCCGAGUUUUUGCCUCAGCAACCACCAAAGCCGCAUUCCGCUUGGCCUGCCGGUACCUAUCCGCUGCCUCCAGAGUCCCACAGGACAAAAGGGUCCUGUAGGACUCCUUCUUCAGCUUGACGGCAUCCCUCACCGCCGGUGUCCACCAACGGGUUCGGGGACUGCUGCCACGACAGGCACCGACCACCUUACGGCCACAGCUCCGGUCAGCUGCCUCAACAAUAGAGGCACGGAACAUGGCCCAUUCGGACUCAAUGUCCCCCACCUCCCUCGGGAUAUCGUCGAAGUUCUGCCGGAGGUGGGAGUUGAAGCUACUUCUGACAGGGGGCUCUGCCAGAUGUUCCCAGCAGACCCUCACAACACCUUUGGGCCUACCAGGCCUGACCGGCAUCCUCCCCCACCAUCGAAGCCAACUCACCACCAGGUGGUGAUCAGUUGACAGCUCCACCCCUCUCUUCACCCAACUGUCCAAGACAUGUGGCCGCAAGUCUGAUGACACGACCACAAAGUCGAUCAUCGAACUGAGGCCUAGGGUGUCCUGGUGCCAAGUGCACAUAUGAACACCCCUAUGCUUGAACAUGGUGUUCGUUAUGGACAAUCUGUGACGAGCACAGAAGUCCAAUAACAAAACACCGCUCGGGUUCAGAUCGGGGGGGCCAUUCCUCCCAAUCACGCCCUUCCAGGUCUCACUGUCAUUGCCAACGUGAGCAUUGAAGUCUCCCAGCAGAACGAGGGGGUCCCCAGAAGGUAUGCCCUCUAGCACCCCCUCCAGGGACUCCAAAAAGGAUGGGUACUCCGAACUGCUGUUCGGUGCAUACGCACAAACAACAGUUAGGACCCGUCCCCCCACCCGAAGGUGGAGGGAGGCUACCCUCUCAUCUACCGGGGUAAACCCCAAUGAACAGGCUCCAAGUCGGGGGGCAAUAAGUAUAUCCACACCCGCUCUGCGCCUCUCACCGGGGGCAACUCCAGAGUGGUAGAGAGUCCAGCCCCUCUCAAGGAGAUUGGUUCCAGAGUCCAAGCUGUGCGUCGAGGUGAGUCCGACUAUAUCUAGCCGGAACCUUUCAACCUCGCGCACUAGCUCAGGCUCCUUCCCCUUCACAGAGAUGACAUUCCACAUCCCAAGAGCCAGCUUCUGUUGCUGAAGAUCGGCCCGCCAAGGUCCCCGCCUUCGACCACCACCCAACUCACACUGCACCCGACCUCCUUGGCCCCUCUCAUAGGUAGUGAGCCUAUGGGAAGGGGGACCCACGUUGCCUCUUCGGGCUGUGCCUGGCCAAGCCCCACCUCCAGGCCUGGCUCCAGAGGUGGGCCCCGGUGACCUGCAUCCGGGCAAGGGAAAACGCUGUCCAAAGUUUUCAUUCAUCACAGAAGGUUUGAACCGCUCUUUGUCUCAUCCCUCACCUAGGACCAGUUUGCCUUGGGUGGCCCUACCAGGGGCAUAAAACCCCAGACAACAGAGCUCCUAGGUUCAUUGGGACACGCAAACCCCUCCACCACGAUAAGGUGGCGGUUAAAGGAGGGGGUCCAUGCUCCAACUACUGAAAUUUGUAAAUGUUUAUAUCGGUAUUCUAUACUAAGAAACUACAUUAGUUUAAAAUAAGACCCGAGAAAUCAUCUGUAUAUUGAAGCUGGGCAUUCUGUAAGAGUCAGUAUAAUUUAAUCUGAAUAAUUUUUUUUUUGCCCUUCAUCUUUUCUAUUUGUACAAUUAAAAACAUUCCUAAAUGUUUAUUUGGAGGUUACAACAACAAUCUAUGUCUUGUAUAGCCCAAUAUCACACACAGAAUGCCUCAAUGGGUUUUAACAGGAGACAUUUAAUUUAUUCUGACAUUAGUAUAUGUCUGCAUUUAAUAAUGGGCCUUGUUGAAAUUCUAAAUUUAACAGUUUUGCUUUGCAUUUACCCUAAUUACUGUUAAGCCCAAGGAUAAAUUGCUAUAUGUUUGUUACUUAUGUCAUUCAAGUAUGUUGUGCAAAGAAGAGCCAUCUUCCUGAGUAACACACUCAUUCAAAGAUUUAAAUAAUUUUUGUGUUGUUUUUAGUGAGAAUUGUGACAGGCAGAUUUUUUCACUUGAACAGAAGGAAAAAUUGUUGAAACACUCUUUUCUCACAGUUAAAACUGUAUAUUGUUAUUUCUUUUAAUAGGCUCCCUUUAGGAAAUUAAGCAUGUCCUUACACAGUCCUAGAACAUGCUAGAAACCUGUUGAAUGUUCUCUAUUUACAUGUGUUUUUUGCCUGGAAUCUGCUGGAAUAGAUUCCUUCACCUCUCUGCUAAGUAUGUAAAUAGAAAUGAAAAAAAAUACUGAAAUUUAUAUUAAUUUGUUACAUAUUAAGUACAUUGUGUAUGAGUUUUGAAAUUAUGUAUACACCCUUCUACAUAUUUUUAUUUGUGCAACAUUUUAUCUUUUUCCAAGACUAAUAUAUUUAUGUACUGCUUUCUGAAAAGUUUUUAUGUUAUCUCCGAGUUCAUGUUGGCUUGGCUUAUAAAAUAUCUUUCCUUCAACAGUCCAAAAAUUCUCUGUUGUUCUGAAUAUGUAGAGGAUAACAUGGCUACUUUGUACAUGUUAAUUAAAAAUGUAGUUCCUCUAUAAUUGUGCAGAUAUUUGUUGUGAAAAUGGAAUAGGCACUUGAAUUUGCUAUGUGUGGGCAGUGUGCUCUGAAUUAAUUUUCCCCUAAAAUAUUUUGAAAAUAUCACAACACAAAUGCAGAUUAUUAUAUUGCAUUUUAUAGUUGAAAUUUUUAUUUUUUAU